AUGUCACCAAGACCAUUUACCUUGAAUGAUCCAUCCUUGCUCCAUGAGGCCUCGUUGCUGAAUGGUGAAUGGGUUGCGGCCCAAUCUAACAAAAGGUUUGACAUCGAGGACCCCGGCUCCAGACACGUUUUCGCAACCUGCCCAACGAACGGCCCAGAGGAUGUGGACAAAUACGUCGAGACCUCGCAUGCGGCCUUCGAACGCUAUCGUCAUGUCAACCCACGCGAACGAGCCAAGUUUCUUCUGAAAUGGCACGAGCUGAUUACAAAUGCUCGAGAAGAUAUUGCUACAAUCGUGGUCUACGAAACCGGAAAGCCCAUGGCCGAAGCCAUAGGUGAGGUGGACUACGCACUGGGGUUUGCCUGGUGGUUCGCUGGAGAGGCCGAGAGGGUUCGCGGUUCGAUCGCACUGCCUUCAGUCUCUAACCGUCGCACAUUUGUCAUAAAGCAGCCCAUUGGCGUGAGUGUGGCUUUGGUCCCCUGGAACUUCCCUGUUGCGAUGAUCGUUCGCAAAGUGGCAGCCGCCUUGUCGGCGGGAUGCACUAUGAUUGUCAAACCAUCCCCAGAAACUCCCCUGAGUGUGAUGGCCCUUGCAGAUCUUGCCCUUCGCGCAGGUUUAGCACCAGGUGUUCUCAAUGUUAUCACAACCGACAACGAAUACACACCAUCAGUCAGUGAAAGGCUUUGCAAACACCCAUUGGUGCGCAAGGUAACUUUCACAGGCAGUACAAGGGUGGGAAGCAUUAUCGCAAGGCAUUGCAGCGAUGGACUGAAGAAGGUUACCAUGGAACUGGGUGGAAAUUGCCCGUUCAUUGUCUUUGACGACGGAAAUUUGGAACAAGCAGUGGCCGCCCUGAUGAUCCUCAAGUGGCGUACCGCCGGCCAAGCCUGUACCCAUGCCAAUCGAGUUUAUGUCCAAGCGGGUGUCUACGAUAAGUUUGCGCAGAUGAUGUUAGAAGCGACCCAGAAACUUAAGGUCGGGCACGGAACUGAUUCAGCUACCACCAUGGGACCACUUACGACCGACCGUGGUGUUGAGAGGGUGAAGAGCCUUGUGUCCGAUGCGGUCAGCAAGGGCGGCAAAGUUCUCUGUGGUGGAAAGCAACCAAAUGGCCCUCAAGGCUAUUUCUUCGAGCCCACGAUCAUCGCCAAUAUGAACCCUGAGAUGCUGGCGUCUCGGGAAGAGAUUUUCGGGCCUUUGCUGGGUUUGCACAGGUUUGAGACUGAGGAGGAAGCUGUCAAGAUGGCAAAUGACACAUCUAUGGGUUUGGCCUCGUACUUCUUUACCAAGAACGUUGACCGGACCUGGAGGCUUCUUGAAAAUCUUGAGGCAGGCAUGAUUGGCAUGAACACCGGAAACUCUUCGUGUGCGGAGUCUCCGUUCGGUGGGAUUAAGGAGUCUGGAUAUGGCAAGGAGGCAGGCAAAGACGUCGCCAUCGAAGAGUAUUUGAUCUCUAAAACAGGCACGCUUACUGUGGAGAGCGCGCCGGGACCCUAG
Messenger RNA from Aspergillus caelatus, 1497 nucleotides. RefSeq names its product NAD-dependent succinate-semialdehyde dehydrogenase. Bases 1 to 1497 code for a protein of 498 amino acids. The record is from RefSeq and is a predicted model, not a curated record. Lineage: Eukaryota; Fungi; Ascomycota; Eurotiomycetes; Eurotiales; Aspergillaceae. The transcript is spliced from 4 exons. Gene Ontology annotation, molecular function: succinate-semialdehyde dehydrogenase (NAD+) activity.